UCUUCAGGAAGGCGGGCUCUCGCUCUGUCCGGUGGCCCAAGGCAAGGUUCCUCCCCACGUGGGGAAAAAAGGAGCGAUGGCCGUGGCGGAAGGUCAGUCCCAGCCAGCCGGAGCGCUGGCGUUGGAGGAGAGGGUGGAAGCAGACCUGCCGGCUGCAUUAAGCCUGUUGAAAUCACUCCAAGAGCAGGCUGUUGCCGUGACCCAACAUGUCCAGGGCUUGGCACAGAAAGUGCGGGCAGGCGUCUACCCCACAGAAAAGGGCCUCAGUUUCCUGGAAGUGAAGGACCACCUUCUGCUUCUCUACCUCCAAGACCUCUCGCACCUGAUUCUGGAGAAGAUCUCCGGCCGCUCCAUGGCCAACCACCCUGCAUUGCUGCGCUUGGUGGAAACUCGAACGGUGUUGGAAAAGAUGCGCCCCAUCGACCAGAAGCUGAAGUACCAGGUGGACAAAUUGGUGAAGGCUGCUGUGACCGGAGCCCUGAGUGAAAACGACCCGCUGAGGUUCAAGCCGAAUCCUAACAACCUGAUGAGCAAGCUUAGUGACUCGGAGGAAGAAGAUGGAGAAGUUGAUGUCGUGAAGAAUUCUGGGAAAGGAACAUCAAAAGGAGGAAGCAAGAAAUACAUCCCGCCUCGUCUGGUGCCUGUACAUUACAACGAAACAGAGACCGAGAGGGACAAGAAGAUGCUGGAGCAGGCCAAGAAGCGUGCUCUGAGCAGCUCUAUCAUCCGUGAGCUGAAAGAGCAGUACUCUGAGGCCCCGGAGGAGGAGCGCGAAGGACGCUACGCACACGCCACCAGACAAAGCCGAGAAGAUGAACACAGGACCAACUAUGAGGAGAGCAUGAUGGUCCGUCUCAACCUGACCCGGAAGGAAAAAGCGCGCCGGAGGAGAGAGGGCGUCCUGAGUUCCCAGCUGAAUUCGCUCACCCACUUUGGGGACAUCAGUGCGUUGACGGGAGCUCCAGCCGUGUUGGGAGAGGACGCAAAUCCCCAAAAUAAGAAGAGAAAGAAGAUUGGCCCAAAGCGAGGAAAGAAGAAAAAAGGUUUCCACAAGAGGUGAUAAACUCCCUUUCACUCGUUGGGGACUGAUCUAUACCUCGGAUUUAUUUUGUUUUUUAACAUGCCCUGUAUGAGGGGAAGGGAGAAAGAGUGUUGUGGACAAUAAAAUGUGGUUUGCCUGUUUUCCUGUCAA
This is a messenger RNA of Pogona vitticeps (central bearded dragon), 1192 nucleotides long. RefSeq names its product neuroguidin (gene NGDN). The record is from RefSeq and is a predicted model, not a curated record. Gene Ontology annotation, biological process: maturation of SSU-rRNA from tricistronic rRNA transcript (SSU-rRNA, 5.8S rRNA, LSU-rRNA). Gene Ontology annotation, cellular component: small-subunit processome; nucleolus. NCBI's taxonomy places the organism in Eukaryota, Metazoa, Chordata, Lepidosauria, Squamata, Agamidae.